Drosophila novamexicana is the source of this 1324-nucleotide messenger RNA. It is a transcript of the gene Vajk4, whose product is annotated as MAGE-like protein 2. The transcript has 4 exons. The coding region runs from base 67 to 1074 and encodes 335 amino acids. Lineage: Eukaryota; Metazoa; Arthropoda; Insecta; Diptera; Drosophilidae. The record is from RefSeq and is a predicted model, not a curated record.
UGGUAUAACACAGUUUAUUGUGGAGUAAUUGUUUUCCUCGUGAGACGUCAAAGCAACAGCUCAACAAUGCGAAUGUUCGUACUUCCUUGUCUCGCCGUGUGCGUGGCAAUGGCCCAUUGUGCUGCAAUCGACGAGAAGGCCGACGCAGGCGCCGCCCCGGCCGAGGAUGGCAAGAAUGUGGAGAAGCGUGGCCUCCAUCUGGGCGACUAUCAUGGCCAUCAUCAUCAUCAUGAGCACAUCAAGACCGUGACCAUUGAGAAGAAGGUACCGGUGCCCUACACAGUGACCAAACAUGUUCCCUACACGGUUGAGAAGAAGAUCCCCUACGAGGUGAAAGUAGAUGUGCCACAGCCAUAUUACGUUGAGAAGAAAUAUCCAGUGCAUGUUAAGGAAUACGUCAAGGUGCCCGUUCAUGUGCCCAAGCCCUACAUUGUGGAAAAGAAAGUCCCGUACGAGGUGAAAGUGCCCGUCGACAAGCCAUACGAAGUGAAAGUCCACGUACCAGAGCCCUACGAGGUCAUCAAGAAGAUCCCAUACGAGGUGAAGGUGCCGGUGCCACAGCCCUACGAAGUCAUCAAGAAGGUGCCACAUGAGGUGAAAGUGGAAGUGCCAGUGCCCAAGCCCUACGAGGUUAUCAAGAAGGUGCCGUACGAGGUUAAAGUAGAGGUCGAGAAGCCUUACCCCGUCGAGGUUGAGAAACCCUACGACGUCGAGGUCGAGAAACCGUACACUGUUGUCGUCGAAAAGAAGGUGCCCUACGAAGUUAAAGUACCCGUUGACAAGCCCUACAAGGUUGAGGUUGAGAAGCCAUAUCCAGUGCAUGUCAAGGUGCCAGUUCCACAGCCGUACACCGUCGAGAAGAAGGUACCGUACACCGUAGAGAAGCCCGUACCGUAUGAGGUUAAGGUGCCAAUUGAGAAGCCAAUUCCCGUCUACACGGAGGUUAAGGUGCCCAUACACAAGGAAAUUCCCGUACCAGAGAAGUACCACGUCGAGGUGCCAAUCUUCAAGCACCACGAUCAUCACCAUGAGGAACACCACGACUACCACCAGAGCCACCACGGUCACUACUAAGGAUUAGGAGGCGUCAGUGUGGCCCAGUUUGGCCAGCACAGAACGCGAGCACAAGGAGUAUACGAACAUCAAAAACGAACAACAACAAUAACAACGAGAAGAAGGAUAUAUGUGAGAGAGCACAAGGACAUGGGCAGAGAGUCUUUGUCGCAUCCACGCAGCAACGUUGAGCUGGACGUUGAACGGGUGAUAAACACAAGGAGGAAAGGAGUCAGAGCAGAAGGAGGAGAAGUUGGAGAAGACCAACAAG